AGCUUUCUGCCGACUCCCACUCAUCCCCAGAGCGUCAGUCCAAAUUUCCAUUGCCGGAGAGUAAAUUCCAUCCAUUUCUCAUACAAUUUUCAGGAUUUCAAUUUGUUCCUGUUCUAGUAUAAUGGCUCAGUGUUUUAGGUAUGGAUCGAUCAUGGAGGCGUGGUACCGUUCCUGUUUCUCCAGAGUGGGUCUUAGAUCCGCCACCACCGAUCUCGGAAACGGCACCGUCAUGCACUGCUGGAUCCCCAAAACCCGCAGAGAAACUAAGCCCAAUUUGGUUCUGAUCCAUGGCAUGGGAGCAAAUGCAGUGUGGCAGUGGAACAAAUUCGUCCGCCCACUCAUCGCCCACUUCAACAUCUAUGUCCCUGACUUGGUCUUCUUUGGGGAAUCCUACACCACCCUUUCCGAUCGCUCCGAGGCAUUUCAGGCUCGGUGUGUGAUGGGUGUUUUGGAUGCUCAUGGAGUACGGACUACAAACGCGGUGGGGAUAAGCUAUGGUGGGUUUGUGGCUUAUAGCAUGGCUGCACAGUUCCCUGAUAGGAUGGAGAAAUUGGUGCUCUGUUGUACUGGUGUUUGCUUGGAAGAUAAAGAUAUGGAAGAUGGGAUGUUCCAGGUGAAAUCCGUCGAGGAGGCAGUGAGCGUCUUGCUUCCUCAAACGCCGGAGAAGUUGAAGGAAAUGAUCCGUAUUGCGUUUUUCAAGCCUAUUAGAAUUGGACCCUCUUGCUUGGUCAACGACCUUAUCGAUGAACUGUGUACCGAGUACCGUGAACAAAAGAAGGAGCUGAUCCAAGCAUUGCACAAGGAAAGGAAGUUCUCAGAUCUUCCCAAGAUUACUCAGCCUACACUGAUAAUGUGGGGAGAAAAGGACUUGGUAUUCCCCAUGGAAUUGGCACACAGACUCAAAAGCCACAUAGGUGAUGGUGCGGAACUAGUGGUGAUAAAGAAAGCAGGGCAUGCUUUAAAUAUAGAGAAGCCCAAGGAGAUGAACAAGCUUAUUCAGUGUUUCCUUGUUGAUGCUCACCAAUCAAGCCAGGCCAAAAUUCACCACCAAAAUGAUCCCAAAUCUGAGUGAAAGUUUCUACUGAAAUUGCGAAUGGAUCUCCCCCGGAGCUUUCAAUUUCUCUGCUUCAGUCCCAACUUCAUGGUGGCGUUCAGCUGCCGCCGCCGCUGCUUCUACUUUUAUGUUAUAAAAUUAGUGUAUAUUACCACUUUGUAGUUAAUGUAAUGAAGUUUUAUAAUUGUGAAAAGGUGAGGAGCUUUGCGAA
Cucurbita maxima (winter squash) is the source of this 1265-nucleotide messenger RNA. RefSeq names its product 2-hydroxy-6-oxo-6-phenylhexa-2,4-dienoate hydrolase-like. The record is from RefSeq and is a predicted model, not a curated record. The transcript is spliced from 4 exons. The coding region runs from base 122 to 1072 and encodes 316 amino acids. Lineage: Eukaryota; Viridiplantae; Streptophyta; Magnoliopsida; Cucurbitales; Cucurbitaceae. Gene Ontology annotation, molecular function: catalytic activity.